AUGUUCGAUGGAAAUCGGGGAAACUGUGAUGGAGAUAAUGGAAAUCCUCAAGACCUGAGGAGUAAAUUCGAAACUCCACUAAGGUCGUACCCUGGAGUUUCAGAUAAAACUGAUCAGGCCAUGAAUGCCUAUUGCUUCGCAUCCAAAAUGAAUGAGCAAAAUCAGUCUGAUAAUAUAGCAUGUUAUUUUUUUUAUUAUUGGUUGGGGGAUACAUUAUAUAAUGGUCUUACUAUAAAGGGACAAUUCGGGAGCGCGCUAAGUUCCCUCUGUGGAUUAAUAAAUGAAGCAAAGUGGAAAAAUGGAUGUGAACUUCUAAAGAAUAAUAUUAACAAAGACACGUUCUACAAUAGGAAAACAAUCCAUGAUUAUUCCUACAAUUAUAAUAAAAUAGAAGGGGAUUUACUGAAAGGUAAGCCCCAUUGCGGAGGGAAGUGGUCGACCCACCGGAAGAAAUUUCUCCCAGCAUGCAAGGCUGUGAAACAGGAAUGCCCUGUAGGGAGCAGUCAGGGCGGUGAAUAUUGCAAAGAAUUCGAAGACAAAUACAAAGUAUACUGUGAUGCGGCCGAAGUGUUUGAAUUGUACUGUGAAUCAGAAUCUAAACUGGAAGCUAAAACAGUGGAAGUUAACGCAUAUUCUAGUCAGAAGGAACAAUUACUGAACUCACACAAAUCAGAUCUAUUAGCAGCUGAGGAAGCCGUAAAUAAAGCCACCACCACAGCAAGCAUAUCCUCAAUCUUUGGCACCUUAGCAUUUACCACCGUCCUUCCUUUCUUAUUAUAUAAAACACCUUCCAUCUAA
Messenger RNA from Plasmodium coatneyi, 798 nucleotides. RefSeq names its product KIR-like protein. Lineage: Eukaryota; Apicomplexa; Aconoidasida; Haemosporida; Plasmodiidae. The record is from RefSeq and is a predicted model, not a curated record. The transcript has 2 exons. The coding region runs from base 1 to 798 and encodes 265 amino acids.